AUGGCUUCUUACGCUUCUCACAUUGGGAAAAAGACGAAACAACAGACAAUUGAAGAAUUUCUCGCUAAAGCUCUCUCUUCAACAAAUAAUAAUUUACCGAAUUCUGGUAAAAUUACACCAAUCACCCUACAUGGGUCAAAAAUACAAGGUUCUCCUUGUCGCACUCCAAAUACGCUAUUGUGUAAGGGUAUUUCAUUAUCAACAGGCUUACCGUGUAAACGCCCUGUUGUUACGGAAAAUUAUUGUUUCCAACAUAGAACUCAGAUAAAUGGCAGAAGUCCGUUCGGUAUACCCUUUCCAACGCGAAAAAAUCAACUACCGGACAAUGAUGUAAGGAGUGAUAGCGAGAAUGUUACUGAUUUGUCUACUUUGAAAGUACGUGAAAAAAGAUUUGGUGAAAUAUCUACAAAGUUAUCUACUCUGUCGUUAAGUAGUCAAAAGGAAAACAUCGAUAAAGUGCAAAAAAGGUUGAAUGGCGAAUUAACUAAGGACUCUUCCACCACGGUGGUUAUGAUAAGUCUUGACAAUAAUGUUAAAGUACAUAUAACGCAAUCGAAAAGUCCUAAUAAACUUAAUGCCGAUACGAAUGUUUCAAUAUCUUCUGAAGAGGGAAAAGAAUUAAAUAAAAUUCCUCGGCCUACAACCCCUCCACCAAUUCGUCAACCGAUAGAUCCCAGCCCUGCCAUUCCGGAUGAUAAUUUUAUAGAAACUAUCAAUAAGGAGUUCUUCCAGACUCCUUCGGUAAUUUCUCCAAAUAAUGAAUUACCGACAGCUCCGUGGCUAUCAUCAUCACCAACAUUAUCAACGCGUACUGAAUUGCCACCAGUGAUAAAACGGCCUGUAACGCCAACAAAACAGCUAUAUAUUGACUUGACAAAGGAUUUUACAGCCUCUAAGAAAGAUCUUUCGAGAAAAAAUCGAAAGGCUGAGAAAGGCUCUGGCCGAAAAACCAAGAAGGACAAAGAGGAAAUUAUAGUACAAACUGAUGAGUGUGAAAGGAUCCUAUUUGUUCCCGGACGUUCUAAACUUGUUUGGGUAAAAUUUGAUGAUUGGAUCAAUCAUAGUCUAUCUGAAGAAACUAAGCGACAGCUGAAGUUAGAAAUGGAGAAACCAAUCUCCGAUAAGGACGAGGCUGGCUUCAUAUAUGCGUAUAGGUUGGUAGAAGGCCUUUCAACACAACAUGACCCUAAUUUCACGUUAUACAAAGUUGGUAGGGCCACCAACGUCCACCGACGUUUAUAUCAGUGGUCACACCAUUGUGGCUUUAUGCCUGAAUUGAUCGAACUUUUCCCAAAUGUCAAACAAAUGAGUUCGUUCAAUUCCCAAGAGUCAUUUUUGGAAUCAUUGUUGUAUGAAGAAAAUGAAGGCAAUAAUAGCUCAUUUAGCGAUGAACGGUUGGAACAAUUAGCACGUAUUCCAAAAUGUAAAUAUACACAUCGAGCUGAACGCCUUAUUCAUAUAGAGUUAAGUGAGAAGUUUAAAGUGGACAUGGGGAAAUGUUCUGGAUGUGGGAACAUUCAUCGAGAAUGGUUCCAAGUAAAAUCAGGUAACGAAGGUUGGGAAGAAGUGCGAAAAGUCAUUGUUCAUUGGAUGACUUAUGUUGAAAAGCACUAUGGAGUAGGAUAA
Molecule: messenger RNA, 1626 nt
Organism: Dentiscutata erythropus
Lineage: Eukaryota; Fungi; Glomeromycota; Glomeromycetes; Diversisporales; Gigasporaceae
Source: the annotation of a GenBank genome assembly